ACGGGUCCCGCCAGCCCACCGCUCUCGAGCUCGAGAUCGCCGAGCUCCAGGGCAAGGGCUUCUACUCCCAAGUCUCCAAGGUCUCCUUCGCGUGACUACAUGAUGGUGCGCAGGACAAGCAGGCCACAGAGGGAGCCACUACACAAGACACCUCCUCCGCAGCAGCAGCACCCGCCGCCGCGAAGAAGACAGAGGCAUCCGGUCCCCAGGAGAAGACGUCCGAGAAGGACGACGAGGGUCCCUGUGGAUUGCCCAAAAAGUGCGAGGUCAUGUGAGGCGCCUCUCUGUUCAAUGUGUAGUCUCUCUUUUCCCACUUGUUAUAAAACCCGAGCGUGAGAUUCCCUUUUUAUACCUUUACAUAUAAUGAGAUAAAGCCAGCCAAUGAAACUAAAGAUUUCUAUUAUUCCAACCAUUAUGACCAUCGAUCUUUGC
This is a messenger RNA of Aaosphaeria arxii CBS 175.79, 432 nucleotides long. RefSeq lists its product as uncharacterized. The transcript has a single exon. The record is from RefSeq and is a predicted model, not a curated record. Lineage: Eukaryota; Fungi; Ascomycota; Dothideomycetes; Pleosporales. The coding region runs from base 100 to 336 and encodes 78 amino acids.